Messenger RNA from Brassica rapa (field mustard), 5776 nucleotides. RefSeq names its product auxin-responsive protein SAUR15. Gene Ontology annotation, biological process: response to auxin. The record is from RefSeq and is a predicted model, not a curated record. NCBI's taxonomy places the organism in Eukaryota, Viridiplantae, Streptophyta, Magnoliopsida, Brassicales, Brassicaceae.
AUGGCUUUGCCGGACCACUGCAUCAUACCUAAGGGACCGCUGGUGAUCAGAUUCAUGAUUUCUGAUGUGAAGACACAAAUCAACAUGACCACUUUGACAGAUAAUCCUUAUGAUACACAAACUAUAAAAAAAUCUAAAAAAAAAUUCUCAAAGCACUUUGCAAAAUCAAGAAACACUUUUAGCUUCAAACUCGUUAAGCUUCAAGAAAACAUAACUCACAAAAUAGCUUUUCUGAGAAGUUUCUUGGGUGGUAAGCAAUCAAUGCAGAGUAAAUCGUCUUCGAUACCAAGAGGAUUCAUGGCGGUUUAUGUUGGAGAGAAUGAUGACACGAAGAAGAGAUAUGUUGUCCCAGUUUCAUAUUUGAACCAGCCUUUGUUUCAAAAACUGCUGAGUAAAUCAGAAGAAGAGUUUGGGUAUGAUCAUCCUAUGCAAAUGUGCCUUGUGCACGUGGCAAGAGCCGGCACUGGCUUAACCAUACUGUGCCAUGAAUCUUUAUUCUUCAUCGACACAUCUCAGAUUCGAUGAAUUUCAAAAAAUGGCGUUGGGUGUAAUCAUAGUCUUUUGUAGUACAAGGUUCCCAUUACUCAAAUAAAUAGUAGAGAAAAUUCAGAUUUGAUUUGAUUUUUUUUUUUUACUUUUUUUCAUAAAAAAUAAACAAUUAAUAAUACACACUCGUGAUUAUAUAGGCCCAGACGUAUUUUAAAUAGAAGCCCAAGCCCAUAAAUUCAACGCCUCUAUCCCUGACAUGCGCUCCUUAAUUCUGAUGCUUCUUUUUCGCCCUUUUUGUUAGUACUUAACACUUGGUUGUUGACAAAAAGAAAGGGCUUAUUGCAGCAAUAGCCAUAUUUGAGAUGGAAAUUAAGAGAGUAGCCAUGAUGUUGACAUAAUGUACUCACUGUCUUUUUACCAUCUUACUAGCCGGUUAUAUCCUUGUAGAGAACAGGUUUCCAGUUCCUUUAACUAAAGUAAACGACGUGGUGAUUUACUGACCCAUAGUAACAAUGAGAGUAUUUUGGCAACGCCUGAAAUAAAAAUGAAAGGAAGGAAAACAUUCUAGAGAGAUGAAAAUAUAAAAAAACAGAAGUGUAAAAGAAAGAACGUUACAAACAGAGAAUGCAUGGAUCGUAAUGCUGAUGCCAAAAUAUAGAAAUAGUUCCACUUCAAAUAGAAUACACAUAGUAUAACAAUAGUUUAAAGUUUGUCACCGCCAUGUCAUAUGAGAAUAUUUUCCAUUCUAUCGGAUAUAGAUAAGUUUAUAUUUACUAAAAUAAUCACAACCGAAGACGGUGAAGUGUGCGGUUGGAGAAAGGUGAUGAUGUCGUUAGUGCAAUAAAUUUGCAAUUGUGGGUUACAGCUCGUCUGUGAUGAUGUAGUUAGUGCAAUAAAUUUGCAAUAGAAGGUAGUUAUAUUCCACAUAGUAUAGUGUAUGUUAUGUACAUUUCUAUCACUUAAUCAUUUAUAUUCGAUCCGAACUACAAUUCAACCUUAUAUAAGCCAUGUUAAUCAAAUAGUAACUGUAUAGUAUAUCAUAUAUACAUAUAUCUAAAUAAUAUAAUGGAGAUGGGAGACUUGUAUUUACAUUCCUAAUGAGCUAGAUUAUAUACAAAGGUAAAGGAGAUUUGCAUUCACCUUCACCCUACGACAAAGGAAACAUGAUUUCUUCAAUUAAAAACUAGUCGAUAUUAUAGGAACUACAAAGAAGUCCCGACCAAGACAUGUCGUAAGCACUACAAUAAUAUCGCUUAAACAUUACAAUAAGAUCAUUACAUCUUAAGAAAGCAGUUAAUUAUGUCUUCUUCUAUCUCUUCUUUCUUGACCAAAUCACUACUAAGCUCAGCAAUUGUCUUCUUCAAUUGUGCAAUAAUUUUGUUUUUCUCCCAAAUUUCGUUUCUAGCUUCAAUCAAAGCUUUCUUCUGCCAUCCAAAAUAGUUAUAUAGUUUUAUAUUCAUUACAUUCCACAUACAGUAUACUAUGUGAGGUGGAAACAAGUUUAAUGAGGGCUUGUUAAAACUAGGCUUAAGAGUAAUCACUAAACCCAAGUUAGGGGAAUAUAAACCCCAAGACAUAGUAAACGGAACCCAAACAUUUUUCUAAUUAAACCCACUUGGCAUAAUAGGGGACAAAGUAAUCACUAAACCCAAGUUAGGGGAAAUAUAAACCCCAAAUCCUAUUCUGAUAGUUAUAUAGUUUUAUAUUCAUUUCAUUCCAUUUACAGUAUACUAUGUUAGGUGGAAACAAAUUUAAUGAGGGCCUGUUAAAACUACGCUUGAGAGUAAUCACUAAACCCAAGUUGGGGGAAUAUAAACCCCAAGACAUAGUAAACGGAACCAAAACCUUUUUGUAAUUAAAUCCACAUGGCAUAAUAGGGGACAUAUGUAUUUAGAUGCUUCAUUACGAGGGAGUGUUAAAACUAUACUUGAGAGUAAACACUAAAGCCAAGUCAGGGGAAUGUAAACCCCAAAACCUAGUUAAUGGAACCCAAACCUUUUUGAAUAAAACUCGCCUGGCAUAAUAGGGGACAUAUGUAUGUAGACGCUUCAUGAGCAAAAUCAAAUAGAAAGAUAAGGGGUAUGAUAAUAGAACACUUGACAUCAAAUACUAAACCCAAGAUAGGAAAAUAUAAACCCCAAUCCAGCACAGGAAAGCGAAAUCUAUGGUAAACUUAUAUACAAAGCUUGUAGUGACAUGUAUAUUCUGGUGGACAUUUUCCAUUCCAUAUACUAUAUACGUCACUUGGAUACAAAUCUAAUGGGAGAGUGGUAAACCUACACAUGACAUUAAACACUUAACAAAAAUUAAUGAAAACAAGUACAUAUGAAAGACUAGGAGGAUGGUGAACCGAUAGAAGAAUGGAAAAUAGUAUUAGGAGCUUUACUAUUUGAGAUGAAAUGGAAUAAUUUGACAUGUAUACUAUUUGUCUUGUUAGUGUAGCUGAAUUCUAUUCCACUUGUUAAUUAAAUGAACAACAAAACGGACAUGACAAACUUACUAAUCAAACCACACCAAAACUACACAUAAUGGUUGAGGCCAGUUCUUUUGAACAUGCACAUACUACUCAAACAACACAGAAUCACCGGUAGCAAAUCAAGCAAUUGCAAACUUAUAGUUUACUAAAUAUCAUGGGUAAGUGAUUCCUGAUUACUAUGUCAUUCGAAGUGGAAACCUAAAAUGAAAAUACAUACCAUGAUAUGACAGGAUAUAGUAUACUACAAAAAAUGGUUGAGUGAUUCCCGAAUACUAUGUCAUUUGAAAUGGAUAAUUCCGAGCAAUAGUAGUAUAAACAGCUUCAUACGAUCUGUUAUUGGUUCCUUCACGAUGAUACAGAGAACUAGUAAAAACCUUAAUUUUGACGAGAUAGAAUCAUCAAAACAGAGAAACAGAGAAGAAGCAUAAGGAGGCAAGAACUUACGGUCGUGGCAGAGAAUUGAGAACCCCGCGGUGAUAUGAAGUUGAAGACACCAGCGGUUUUACUUAGCUCCGCCGACACUGUAAUGCGUUAGCGAAGAUGGAGAGAACCGAGAAGCAAAAUAGAAGACGGAGACGAUCUGAAGCGAGAACGACGGAGACGGAGGCGAGCGGGUGAAGGAGAUUUGCGAGAGAAGCGUAUGGAAGGGGAAGAACCGUAGAUGAAGAAAGUGGGUAUAGAGGUUGUGUGGAAAGGGAAGAGACACAAUUUACUUAGAGGUUAAAAGAAAAUGAUUUUUCAUUUUUUUUCAUAGCAGGUGAGCCGGUAAAUUAAAGAGGGUCUUACAGUAAUAUUAUGUAUAUAUCACGGCGUGUAUCGAUCCGUUAGGGUAAAGCGCUAGUCCUCUAACUAACGUUUUUUUCAUGGCUAUAAGUCCCAAUUUCCCAAAAAGAAAUAUAUCACUCUUGGUUUUCCUUCCGACAACGACAGUUAGUUUUUUUUUGCUAAAUGACAGCGACAGUUAGUUGUGUCACUAGAGACGUGUAAAUGGGGUAACCUGUCGAUUAGUUCGGUUCUGCUAGCAGGUCAAAUGGGUUACGAUGGGCGGGUGCAUACCUUCUUAAGUAUAGAUUAAUGUAUUCUAGUCCUUAUUUGAUUUAUAUUAUUGAACUUUUACGUCUUAUUAAUCCUAUUGUUAACAUACCUUUAACGUUAUUUUAACUUGUAUAUAGCGAAUAUCAUAUCGUUAACCAUGUUAUUCUUUUCUUAUAAUGAUGUCACUCAACCCUACGUUUAAUAAAUUUUCAUUAAUAUGAUAUUUACUUUUUACCCCCCCUCCAAAAAAAAAACCCUGCAUUUAAGGUUAAAAAGGACAAGUUUGUUUUUAACCUUGCUAGUUGUGAAUCUAUUUUUAAUGUCAUUCAAACCAUAAAAAUUCAACUCACAUAAAUUGACUUGUAAAAAAAAUUAGACAUUUUCUUACAUCCAUUGGAUUUUAUACAUUUUUCCAUGUGAAACUGUUAACGUCCAGUUUGUCGUGUAAUUAUUUGUCCUCUAAAUAGUAAAAAGAUUCAAAUGUUGCAAAUGGGGGGGCCUGGACUUGAAGGAAAAAUUAAGCCUCAUUAAAAAAGAUAUACAAGUAUGAAUCCUCACAUGCCGAAUUAAGUUGGAAUACGACCUCAAAACCCUACCUCAACUCCCAUUUAGUAGACAAAUGAAUCGAUGGCUAAUGAAAGCUUAGUCAUAUCUUUUGCCAUCUCGAUCGUUUUCUCUAGGUGCCACUCUGUCUUUCUUUUUCCCUGAUGGUAACCCUUUUGAAAUUCAACUGUUGAUCAUCGUACAAGAAAAUUAAGCCAAUAUGAUCUCAUCAUAAUUUCUUAUCUCUCCAGGGUCCAAGUUUGCUGCAGCCCAUGUGAUGAAAAGACCCUACAUUUCACUUCAGAUCUUGCCACCUUUGUUUUUCUUGACUUAGAAACAUAGCUCAUGGUUUCUCUUUCACGUGAAAAUAGAAAUUAGAUUCAGUCACUUCCUAAACAAAAACGUACAUCGAACUUUCCUUCUUAUUACUUGAUUUGACAUAAUUUUGAAUAAAUAUGCACUAAAAGUGUGUUUAAACAUUUUUAGAGUUCAUUUAUUUAUAUUAUGCAGACGAUAAUGAAAUUUUCGAUUUGAGAAAAGUAGAAAUAAAAAGUGUUUUUGAACAAGCUAUAACACCCGGGACAUUGGAAAGAAAAGAAACAGAGUUGUACAAACAGGACAGCUUUUAAAGGGUUCUCGAUUUCUGGCCGCAAAAGUAGAAAAUGGAGAUUCAGGAAUUUCCUAAAGUGAGCAGACAGAUUUAGUUCUAAGUAAAAUCAGUAAUAAAGAGAAAGGUGCAUGGCUCUGUAAAAACGGAAAGUUGUACAAAAGAGGACAGUUUUAGGGAAGGAGGAGGAGCCAAGAGUAACAUGGGGGCUUUCAUGUGCUUGGUCGAGACGAAAGACGUGUCCUUUUCAUUCCGUAAGGCGAAAUUGUCCCUUCAAAGAUUCGUAAAUUUUCUCUCCAAUCCUCUUCUCUUUCUUUCUCACUCAAAUUUUUUCCCCAACAAAUCACGUUCGCAGAACAUGCUAGCCUCUCUCCCUGACAACGACCCCGGUCUCUCUCCUCUCUCCAUUUCUGUGGUUGAUAAGAGGCAAAACCAUUAUUCUGUUUCACUUGUUGCUUGAUGUGAUACAUUUCGGAUGCAACUCCCAAUAAUCGUCUCCAGAUCAAAUACUAACCUUUGUAGUGUUGCAGAGUUACGUAUGACUCAUGUAAUUAGCGUUGCUUAAAAUACUAUCAUGCUAGGUACUACUACUAAUGUAUUAAAUGACCAUGAACAUAAAAAAAAAA